Messenger RNA from Amphiprion ocellaris (clown anemonefish), 3908 nucleotides. Its product is annotated as membrane progestin receptor beta-like. Bases 552 to 1619 code for a protein of 355 amino acids. Gene Ontology annotation, molecular function: steroid binding; nuclear steroid receptor activity. Lineage: Eukaryota; Metazoa; Chordata; Actinopteri; Pomacentridae. Gene Ontology annotation, biological process: response to steroid hormone. The transcript is spliced from 7 exons. The record is from RefSeq and is a predicted model, not a curated record. Gene Ontology annotation, cellular component: plasma membrane.
UGUUGGACUGUUUUUAAAUUCAGGAAUAUAAAUGUUCCAUAAACGUUCAGUUUUUUCGUUCAGGAAUAUAAAUGUUCCAUAAACGUUCUGUUUUUUCAUUCAGGAAUAUAAAUGUUCCUGUUUUUUAGUUCAGGAAUAUAAACGUUCAGUUUUUUCAUUCAGGAAUAUAAACGUUCUGUUUUGUCAUUCAGGAAUAUAAACAUUCUGUUUUGUCAUUCAGGAAUAUAAACGUUCCUUUGUGGAGCUUUUUGCCGUCUAGUGGCUGCAGGAAGGUUUCCGUGUGUUUGAGUCUCAUGACGUCUGUAAAAGUCGUUCAGGCAGAAUUCUGCUGUAAUUAGUGGAAACAGAAACACAUUGUGAGCGUUGGAGAACGUCUGUGUUCAUGUGACGAUCUGCAGCAUUAAGAACCAACAGAACACUGAGGUUCUAACGCAGGGAAGCAGCACAACUUCUUCUGCAGAUUUAAGGGGGAAUCUGCAGUAAACUACAGCAGGGUUUCUGUCUGAUGGUUAUGUGUCACUGGUAGGUAGUGAUGAGCUGAAUUUCCCAUCAUGCCUCUGGUGUCAUUCGGCCCUCCCCCUCUGUGCCUCUCCGUCCUCCCCUGGCUGUCCCGCCUCCUGCCGUCCCUCCCGCCGCCGGUCCGAGACGUGGACCUCCCCCCUCUGUUCCGGCAGCGCUUCGUCCUGUCGGGUUACCGUCCUCCAGGUCUGCCGCUGCGCUGCUACGUCCUCAGCCUCCUACAGAUCCACAACCAGACGCUGAACGUCUGGAGCCAUCUGCUGGCCGCCGUCUGCGUGGCGCUGAGGUUCAUCGUGUUCGCCGUCCUGAGGGGAGGGGGAAUUCUGGGCUUUCGGCUGCAGGGUCCUGAAGGUCAGGGCUUCUCCCUGGACGCCGCCUCACUGCCGCUGGUCCUCUACGUGUUCUCUGCUGUCAUGUACCUGAGCUGCAGCGCUGCAGCUCACCUGUUCCAGUCCCACUCAGAGCAGCUUCAUGAUUGGUUCUUCUUCCUGGACAGCGUUGCCGUCGGCGUCUUCCAACACGGCUCUGCUUUGGCUCUGAGCGUCUACAGCGCUGAUGCUGCUUGGACGCAAAGCAUGCUGGGAAAGGUGUUCCUGCCAGGCUCCGCCCUCCUGGCCUGGUCCUGCUGCUCCGCCUGUUGCUACGCUAAGCUACAUUUCCACCGGUUGAACCCUCUGAACAGGAAGUUCCUCCUCCAGCUGGUUCCGACCGGAACCGGCUUCCUGCUGGUCAUCGGUCCGUUGGUCCAACGCCUCACCGCCCAGAGCUGGAGCCCUGCAGGGACCAUGCACCUCCUGCAGGUGGCGCUGUUCCUGCUGUCCUUCUUCUUCUUCUCUUGUCCCGUACCGGAGCGCUUCGCCCCGGGUCGCUAUGACAUAAUUGGCCACGCCCACCAGCUGUCCCACAUCCUAUCAGCGCUGGGCACGCUGAUCCAGCAGGAGGCGCUGUUCCAUGACUUCCUGUGGCGACGGCCGGCGCUGAUUAGACGCUUCAGGGAACAGCGCCUCCUGGUGGCCUCCUGCUGCUUCUGCUGCCUGGUGGUCUGCUGCUGUAUGACGGUGGUGAGAGUCAGGAGGAGAGGAGAGGAGGAGCAGAGAUAGGAGAGAGAGAGGAGGAGGAGGACAGAGAGGAGGAGCAGAGAUAGGAGAGAGAGAGGAGAGAGAGAGAGGAGAGAGAGGAGGAGAGAGGAGGAGCAGAGAGAGGAAGAGGAGAGAGAGAGGAGGAGGAGGAGGAGAGAGGAGAAGGAGAGAGAGGAAGAGGAGAGAGAGAGGAGGAGAGAGGAGAGAGAGAGAGAGAGAGGAGGAGGAGGAGGUUCAGAGACCUUGAACAGACCACUGUGAGUUUGGUUUGUUUCUCCUCCUUGAAGCAGCAGGUUUUCAUUAUGAUUCUGCUUCAGUGAACUUCAACAGUUUCUGGUUUCCAUUUUUUUCCCCUGUAAAAAUCUGAUAUUUAGUCAAAUCAACUUCAACACAGAAACAUGAACCUUUUAAAUUUAGUUUCACCAGAAACUGUAAGAGCUGGUAGUAGUUAGCUUAUUUUUUCAUUAUCCAAAAGAGAAUAAAACCGUUUUAGCCCGACUUCCAGACGCAUCAUCAGACUGAACACGUUCCAAAAAGAUUAUUGACAGCCUGUUAUUAGCUGGAAUAUCAGAAAUAAUGUCUGAACCAAACAACGAAUUAGAAAUGCAGCCGUUUGCAUCAACGUUUAUAACUUUAAAUAACUUCUAAUAAAAUUAUGUUCAGGAAAUCAGUUUUUAUUACUGUAUAAUGUCAGAUAUUAGGUAUGAGUUUUAACCAACAGGAAUGUUUACAUAAAGGAGGAGAGUUUAAAUCUGGAGUUCAAAGUUAUCAAGAUAAAUUCAUCAAUUUACCUUUUUUUCAAUCAAACAUUAAGAGUUUCAUUUACACACAGUAUCAAUUGUUUUGUCAACCAUCAGAAUAAUAUUCACAGCUUCAUAAAAUGAUAAUUUUCACUAAAUUGGAAUUGAUAUCUUCCAGCUGUGCAUUAAAUAACUCCUGGUGCUUUAAAUAAGCAGCUUCCUCAUUUGAGAACUGUUUGUUUUCCUGACAGCAGAAUCAGCCCAGUUCCUGUUCUUCUGACCAGUAGCAGCUGUAGUGGUUGUAGUAUCUGUAGUAUUUGUGGUAUUGGUAGGAGUUGUAGUAUUUGUGGUGUUUGUUAUCUCUCUCUGGCAGCUGUGCGUCAAGUCACUCAGCCGUUCAGUUUCAGUUACUGUGUUCGGGUGGAGCCGCUGAUAAAGUUCAGUUUGAUUUGGAAUUAAUGAGAUUAUCAGCAAGACAGAAACACGAGGAUGGAAACAUGAAGACGGAAACAUGGAAAUAGAAACAUGAAGACGAAAAACCAAAAUACGGGAACAUGAAGACGGAAACAUGAAGACGGAAACAUGGAAAUAGAAACAUGAAGACGAAAAACCAAAAUACUGGAACAUGAAGACGGAAACGUAAGGAUGGAAACAUGAAGACGGAAACAUGGAAAUAGAAACACGAAGACGAAAAACCAAAAUACGGGAACAUGAAGACAGAAACACGAGGAUGGAAACAUGAAGACGGAAACAUGGAAAUAGAAACACGAAGACGAAAAACCAAAAUACGGGAACAUGAAGACAGAAACACGAGGAUGGAAACAUGAAGAUGGAAACAUGGAAAUAGAAACAUGAAGACGAAAAACCAAAAUACGGGAACAUGAAGACGGAAACACGAGGAUGGAAACAUGAAGACGGAAACAUGGAAAUAGAAACAUGAAGACAAAAAACCAAAAUACGGGAACAUGAAGACGGAAACAUAAGGAUGGAAACAUGAAGACGGAAACAUGGAAAUAGAAACAUGAAGACAAAAAACUAAAAUACGGGAACACGAAGACGGAAACCCGAAGACGGAAACGCGAAGACGGAAACAUGGAAACUGAAACAAAAAGAUGGAAACGCAGAGACAAAAAACAGGAAGUUGGAAACAAGAAGACAAAAACAUGAAGACGGAAACAUGUGGACUGUUCCGUCUUUGUGUUUCCAUCUCCAAGUUUCCAUCUCCAAGUUUCCGUCUUCUUGUUUCCGUUUCCAUGUUUCCAACUUCCUGUUUCACUCAGUUUGUUCUCACACAGUUUGGUCUCAUCGAGUUCACCUGAGAGAUUCUGCAGCAGAAUAAAGUGAAACACCUGAAGGUGGCGCUACAGGCAGCAGCUUUUAUUCUGAAGGUGUUUUAAUGACAUCGUAUAAAAUCACUUAUAAAAGUUCUUAACCGAUGACUCAGUAAAUGUUUUCUCCACGACAUGUAAAUAUACAUAAAUCUGGCUGUAAUUAGCUCCGCCCCCAAAACCUCCAACACCAAUCAGAACAAACCAGAGCACAGGAAGGUAUUAAAUGUGGAGGUUCCUCA